Molecule: messenger RNA, 859 nt
Organism: Nycticebus coucang (slow loris)
Lineage: Eukaryota; Metazoa; Chordata; Mammalia; Primates; Lorisidae
Product: high mobility group protein B1-like
Exons: 1
Coding region: 59-706 (215 amino acids)
Biological process (GO): regulation of transcription by RNA polymerase II
Cellular component (GO): nucleus
Molecular function (GO): DNA binding, bending
Source: RefSeq, a predicted model, not a curated record
GUGAGAGCCGGACGGGCACUGGGCGACUCUGUGCCUCGCUGAGGAAAAAUAACUAAACAUGGGCAAAGGAGAUCCUAAGAAGCCGAGAGGCAAAAUGUCAUCAUAUGCAUUCUUUGUGCAAACUUGUCGGGAGGAGCACACGAAGAAGCACCCAGAUGCUUCAGUCAACUUCUCAGAGUUUUCUAAGAAGUGCUCAGAGAGGUGGAAGACCAUGUCUGCUACAGAGAGAGGAAAAUUUGAAGAUAUGGCAAAGGUGGACAAGGCCCGUUAUGAAAGAGAAAUGAAAACCUAUAUCCCUCCUAAAGGGGAAACAAAAAGGAAGUUCAAGGAUCCCAAUGCACCCAAGAGGCCUCCUUCGGCCUUUUUCUUGUUCUGUUCUGAGUAUCGCCCAAAAAUCAAAGGAGAACAUCCUGGCCUAUCCAUUGGUGAUGUUGCAAAGAAGCUGGGGGGGAUGUGGAAUAACACUGCUGCGGAGGACAAGCAGCCUGAUGAAAAGAAGGCUGCAAAGCUGAAGGAAAACUACGAAAAGGAUAUUGCUGCAGACCGAGCUCAAGGAAAGCCUGAUGCAGCGAAAAAGGGAGUCGUCAAGGCUGAAAAAAGCAAGAAAAAGAAGGAAGAGGAGGAAGAUGAGGAAGACGAAGAGGAUGAAGAGGAGGAGGAAGAUGAAGAAGAUGAAGAUGAAGAUGAAGAUGAUGAUGAUGAAUAAGUUGGUUCUAGCGCAGUUUUUUUUCUUGUCUAUAAAGCAUUUAACCCCCCUGUACACAACUCACUCCUUUUAAAGAAAAAAAUUGAAAUGUAAGGCUGUGUAAGAUUUGUUUUUAAACUGUACAGUGUCUUUUUUGGUAUAGUUAACACACUA